AAUGGCGGGCAAAGUUGAGUAUGAGUACAGAAGUACUUUUACACCACCGUAUUGGAAAUACCAAUAUUUUCUCAAUGGCAUAACGGCCAGCAAAGAACUCGAACUCCGUUUCGAUACAUUUCCACCAACACAUUGCUUUGAACAAGACGAUAAUUGUCUGCAGGAUCCGUUACAAGUAAAAGAUUUUUUAACUGGGUCCAAAUUCACAGCAUAUUGGGCUGGGUGGACUGAUUUGGAUUCCGGUAUAGACGAAUACGAAUUUAAUAUCUAUUAUUUAGAAAACUCACUGGACGAUAAUCUUCUUAGACAUAAAUACAUGUUAACGCCAACGAGGUUAUUAUCAUCUCGGUCUUCUGCAACUCUGGACCUAGACGAACCGGGACCGUAUUCAAUAGAGAUUAUUGUAUAUGACCGUGCUAAGAAUUAUAAAGUUUCUAGAAGAAUCAUUCUUUAUGACAAUGCGUCAGUUGUUAAUCUACACGGUGAACCGUCAAGCAUUGUUCAAGCUGAUGAUUCCGGAUGGAUAAAUAAACAUAGCGAAAAUAUCGAAAUUGUAUGGCCAAAUAGAUUCCGGAAUAUAAGACAUUACAACGGUGGAUGGCUUAAUGGAGUACAAAAAAAUGAUGACGUUAUUAAAGAUCUUGAUGACAUAGAAGGAAGAUCAAGUAGAACAGUUGACAGACUGAAUAACGUUAACGGAAUUGUUCGGUUUGAUGUUGCACGCAAUGUUGAGUUUGAUGGUAAAUCAACCUAUGAUGGAUUCGAGCGAGUGCCUGAAGAGUUCUUCAAACUAGAAAAGAUGGUUUAUACUGAUGAGGAAUUUGUGGAUGGAAAGAAGCUUACGUAUAUCAUUCGUGCCACAGAUGCAUUUGGAAAAUUUGCCGAGGAUAACGUAACAGCUAUGAUAGAUCUAUCUCCACCAAUAAUAAAAAAAAUAUGGCUAUCAAAUGGCAAUGCUAAAGCGAACAGCUUCUUUGGACUUCAUGAAUUACUAAUUGACUGGAAGGCAUUUGAUUACCACAGUGGAAUACACAAGCUUUCCUGGAAAAUAUUUGAAAAUAUUACCAAAACUGACAUCACCUUUGGAGAGAUUAAUGAGCCACCAAUAGGGGAAACAAAGACAAUAGACGAGUGCAAGAUCACAGACACUGUACAUACACGAGGAAGAAUUUGUUACUGCUCGCCGUAUAACGGAUGCUAUCAUAAGCAUUUUCAGGUCAAACCACUAAUAUCGGAAGACAACAAAAAUGAUCUUAUCAGUGGAUGGAAAUCUGGAGACUUUGAAUAUUUCUUAGAGGUGACUGCUAUCAACAACGCUGGUUUAACAACCACAAGACAGAAAAAAGUUAAACUAUAAAAUAUGUAUCGUGGACAUCUUGGGUUUUGGCAAAAUUGAACUCAAGUGUAUUAAAUGUUUUCUGUAAAUGAGAACUUUCUACAAUGUAAUAUAGUGUAUCCAGUUUUAAAGCUAUAUUUUGGUGUCUACACUUUUCUCCUUUUUAAUACAUAAAAAGGGUUGUAAAACCUGUGGUUGAAGUGUCAUGAAAUAAUUUCAUCAUAGUUACUAGUAUUCUGAAAAUGUUGUAUGUGUCAUGUUAUAAAUAUACGUACAGACUCUUUUUCAAUUGAAUCAUAAUUUUAAUAAUUAUUUUAAUUCCUUCUAAUUCAUUUUUUUAAUUUUGCUGUAAUCGGACAUUUUUGUCUCGUUUAUUUAUUAUUAUCAUUUUUAUAUUGGGCUUUUGUUUCUAUUACUUUAAAACAAAGCAUCUCAGUUAAAUGGGAUAGUUCUACAUUGGGCACAUAAGUUUUUCAAACAAAUACUGAUAAUGAUCAUUUAAACCGUUAUUCGCACAAAUUUGCUAUUUUGUUUAUUCCUUCUUGCUCAGAUUCUAUACCCACAAAUGCGCUUAUAAACAAAGGUUUAAAUUUUCAGCACAAAGUCAAUCGUAUCCCUCUGUUUCAUGUUUUGAUUUUUGCUUGUCAGUUAUACAAGAUUAAUAGAACGUUAAGAAGAAACAUAUAUAUCAUUUCAAACAAAGAUAUAUAAAUAGUCAAUCAAGGACAAUAUUUUUAAUAAUUAGAUUACAUUGUUGCACCCUGAUACCGGAAAACAGCAUAUUUUGAAUUAUCGAAUAUGCAUACUUUCCUUUAUUCGUACAAAGUAAUGAGAGGUCGGUAGUUUGUUAAAGACCAUAAUGAUUUCUAUUGGUGGGAGAAGUGAUAAUUGUUUCCAUAAAAAGUUUGAAGGUUUAUGAAAUUCUUGACUAACAUACUUGUAUUUAUUCAACAUUUCAUAUAUUUUUAAUACAUUGCAGCCUAAAAUAAAUAACCUGCGCAACGCAAAAAUCAUACCACAGCCUUCAUCAUGUUAAAUUUGACAUUCUAAUGAAAUUAUUUAUAUAUUUUAUUCAAACUCAUCAUGUUAUUUUUUAAUUGAAAAGCCUUAUUAUAUAUUCUAAAUUACAUACUUAUAUUAAUAAACGCAUUU
This is a messenger RNA of Ruditapes philippinarum (Manila clam), 2488 nucleotides long. RefSeq lists its product as uncharacterized. Bases 2 to 1357 code for a protein of 451 amino acids. Lineage: Eukaryota; Metazoa; Mollusca; Bivalvia; Venerida; Veneridae. The record is from RefSeq and is a predicted model, not a curated record. The transcript is spliced from 6 exons.